Messenger RNA from Nelumbo nucifera (sacred lotus), 2628 nucleotides. RefSeq names its product alpha-crystallin domain 32.1 (gene ACD32.1). NCBI's taxonomy places the organism in Eukaryota, Viridiplantae, Streptophyta, Magnoliopsida, Proteales, Nelumbonaceae. Gene Ontology annotation, biological process: response to heat. The record is from RefSeq and is a predicted model, not a curated record.
UUUAUCCUGAACACGUUGAUCCUAAUUUUGGAUGCUAUGAAGAAGAUAUUUAUGUUCUACCCAUUAAAAUCUUCCCUCAAAAAUAUCUAUACUGGUUGAGGAAAAGAUCUUCCAGUUCCAGGUUUGUCGGGAUUGUCGACCACUUUUUCCUCUUAAGCUUGGGCAACAUAUCUUAGUAGUCAUUUGCUCUCCACGUACAACACUUCUGCUUCAUUUGUGGAGGGCUUUAGCCAAGUUUAUCUUCAAUUUUCUGGGCUUGGGGAGUUUACGAUGGAGAACCAAGUGGCGAGGAGGAUGAACUUGAUCAUGGGCCACUUUGCUGGCAACGAGGAGUUAUCAGCCAGUCACGUCUUCCCUGUGAACUGCAGUAGUAGUGUGAACUCUGUAAUCCAGAGGCGUGAUAAUAGACUUUUCUUUGCACGACAAGGAUCAAUAUCCCAAGCUUGUUUCAUGAGACAAGUUUCAAACAAACAGAUUUCUGGGCAAGGUAGCUUGGUUCAGUCUGGUGUGCCUCUCAGUUGCUCUGGUUCUGUUAAUGGAAACUCUUCUUCAGAUGUUUCUGGAGUCCCCAUCCCCAUGUUCUCUAAACCAGUUAAAAAGGAACCUGAGUUACCAAACACUGCAGAUCGCCAAUGUGCUAAGCAAGACUGUAGAUUAGCUGCAAUUGAGCCUCCUAAAUUUGCCAGACCAAAUGAAGGAUUGGAAGGACGAAAGCAGUUUUCCUCCAAGUACAUAAGGCAUAAUUCAAGAUCUAAUGGCAAUGAAUGGUAUCCACGGAUGGAUGUUGCAGAGUUUGGACGAAAUUAUAUUGUCAGAAUAGAACUUCCUGGGAUCAGUGCUAAUGACAUAAAGGUGGAGGUUGAUGACCAAAACUUGGUUGUGAUGGGUAAACAGUCAACCCAAUGGUGGCAAGUAGCUUGUGGUUCUGGGUAUCCUAUAGCAGCAUAUCGCAGAAGGGAAAUGUCACAAGGGCCAUACCAGGUUGUUUGGCCACUUCCUAAUGAUGUGAACAAGGAUAGUGUUUCAGCUGAGUUUCUGGAUGGAGUCCUACAAGUCACCCUUCCUAAGCUUUGAAAAUUCAAUUCACAUAUUCAAUGUAUAUGGUUUAGCUGUUUUGUAUAAAUCCUAUCAAUUAAUUUCUGAAGUUCAUUAUGUAUGCAUAUAAAAACCACCUUACUGCUGUAAGGACUAUGCAGAUGCAGCCUUCGGAUACUACUGAACAGAUAAAUAGAAUGGGAAAUUAAUAAAUGCGAUUAGUGUGCAUGGUUUACUACUUUGCUUAGGCUGUGUUUGGUUUGGUAAGAAAGAAAAACACAAAGUUCAGGGAAAUUUCUUAACAAAUUUUAUGAAACUCCUGAUAAGUGACUACUUUCCCUCAACUUACUGAUUUUCUCUUACUUUUCUUCAUAACCAAACACAGCCGUGAGGAGAGACUGGAUUUAGUAGGCACACCCUUGUGAGCGGGCAGGAGUCAACAUGUCCCAACUGAGUUCGGCUUCGGUCUGGGCAAAGCUCAUUCGAGCAGUUUUUAUUGCCUUGCACUGAGAAUAUCUUCAUACUUGUGUACUACUUUAUAAUGGAGUUCGGCUUCAAUUAGGGCAGAGGCUAUUUGAGCUGUUUUUAAUAUCUUCAUACUUGUAUGUCUUGUUUCAUAGAGAGAGAUUUUCAAUGAAAAAUAUAAACAUAUUCGAUGCAUAUUUUUUAUUUCCACUGUAGAGUUAUAAACAUUUAAAAAUUCAAAAACCCACACUCUACGCAUCCAUACCCGCUGUGAAUUUGCCUCAAUUCGGAGCUGGCAACUAUCCACAUGUAUUUUGGGCUUACAAAUUCUGACCUCGGGCUGAACCGUCAUCCUCCCCGUAUUUUCAAUGCAACGUUGCGAACGGUGUGGGCACAGGUACGGAGGUAGGUUGCUGUAUUGUCAAGCCAGUAAAAGCUGCUCGAAUGAGCUUUCCCCUGACUGAAGCCGAACUCGGCACAGGUUUGCCCUAAUAAAGCUGAUCUGCAAAUCGCAGUAAAGAGGGAGGCAGUACGGACCAACAGAACCGUGACCGUUCUGUUUAAGCGUUGUUCGUCACUGCAAGUUGAGAGCAAUUUCCAUGGCGUCUAGGGUUAGGAUUUCUGUUUUUCUAACUAUUGCUCUGCUCUUACUCCUCAAUACGUUCUAUGUUGCCUCUUCGCUACCACAUGGAGCCGGCGGCGAUCGAUGGAUCUCAUCGGGUUCUUUUCGGAGUUCUCUGAGUCUCCAGAAGAACAACCAGAUCCCAAAUUGUAGACAGAUGGCUUCGAAAUCUGAGUGCUUGCAGAACUCCAAAUGCCGAUGGUGCCUCAGCGGUUCUAUUGACGACAUGUGUUUCAGCACUUAUGAGGCUUGGAGGUUACCGCAACAAGUGUUCUCUUGUGAAUGAGUUUCAAUCUCAUUUGUUUCCCUCUCACUCUCAAUAUCUCUUUUUUCUAUUUUGAAUUUAUGUUGGUAAGAAGAUAUUUUGUAGCUCUGCCUUGUGAUUGAAUUGGGGGAUCUUGUUCCCCGUGUGCUGAAAUUGUAGAAAAGAAUCCCUUUAUCCACAACUUCUUGCGUUUUGAUCUUGAGUUUAUAUGAAUUUCCCAAAAAUGGUCUACUUGAUUUAA